Messenger RNA from Thamnophis sirtalis, 630 nucleotides. The record is from RefSeq and is a predicted model, not a curated record. NCBI's taxonomy places the organism in Eukaryota, Metazoa, Chordata, Lepidosauria, Squamata, Natricidae.
AUGACAGAGUAUAAGCGAGCCAUGUUUCAAGAGGACGAAGUGCUGGAUGCCACGGGGGAUGGGAGCAACACAUCUCCGGACAGCGUAGAGGUGGGCUUCCGGAAAGGGGAUGGCCUCCUGCUGAGUCGCCUUGGCUCCCAAAUCCAUCUGAAGUUGGUCUUCUGGGUGAUUUCCCUCUUCGUGGCGGUUCUGCUGCUGAGUACAAUCAUAGCCAUGGCCAUCCAGUACAGUAAAGAUCCCUCGCAUACAACCUGCCUUACCGAAGCCUGCGUCAUUGUAGCUGGUAAGAUCUUGGAAGCUCUGGAUCCAGGUGUCAAGCCCUGCGAUGAUUUUUACCAGUAUGCCUGCGGGGGAUGGAUCAAGAGAAACCCAUUGCCGGACGGGCGCUCCAAGUGGAGUACCUUCAACAGUAUUUGGGACCAGAACCAGGCCAUCAUGAAACACCUGUUGGAAAAUGCCACUUUUAACUCCAGCAGUGAGGCUGAAAGGAAGACCCAGCGCUAUUACUUGUCCUGCCUCAGAGAACAGAAGAUCGAGGAACUGGGGUCUCAGCCACUGAUUGAUCUGAUCGAGAAGAUUGCUGUUUCUGAAGACUUAGGCUUCCAGAUGCUGGAGAAACUGUGGUGCUAA